AACUUCACAUUCAAGUCAUUCAUUACUUACCAAAGGAUUUGUGGAUAUGAAGAUUAAAGGUGGUGGACUAAAAACAUGGGUGAAAACUCGUUGGGGAUCUUUAUAUUUGACUACUGAUUCGAUGCUUCAUGGAUGUCCUGUAUUUGAUUGGGCAAAAGUUAGUAAUUUGAUAUCUGAUGAAGACUUUUUCACUACAUGUCAGUUGGUGCGUUCAGUAUGGCAGACUAUUAAGGAAGUUAUUUAUAUGUUAGAAGCUAAGGAUGCAACAUUAGCCGAUUGUUUUAUCUAUUUAAUCAAGUUAGCCGUAGCAAUUGAUCGCUUACCUGAAAUAAACUUUUUCAAGAUUCCAGCCAUUCAUGUUUUUAAUCGACGUUAUAAGGAAUUUUUGCAUCCUCUUUAUAUUUUGGCAUAUUAUAUUCAUCCACAGUAUAGAGGAAAGGGCUUAAAAGAUAAUGGAUUUCACAAAGCAACUCUUACUUCUCUUGAGCUUUGGCAAAAUCUUGGACAUACUCGAUCAGAAGGUGAAGAGUUAAUUGCACAAUUAUGGCAUUUUGAAGCAUGA
This is a messenger RNA of Ambispora gerdemannii, 562 nucleotides long. NCBI's taxonomy places the organism in Eukaryota, Fungi, Glomeromycota, Glomeromycetes, Archaeosporales, Ambisporaceae. The record is from the annotation of a GenBank genome assembly.